UGUUACUUGUAGUCUUCGUUCAGAUAUUCAGUCUUAAACAUGUGGGAUCCUCCUCCAUAGCAGAGAUUUCGUUACAAAUCGAUCGAUUAAAGCGCGCCAAAGCUUCACAUGUCGAACUUCACUGCCUCGAGUGCGGUGGCAGUUAUGGCGAACUUCGUUUCAAGCUUUCCCACAUGGACCAUAGGAAAAUGUGAAUAUCUACCAUAUGUUGCUUACUUUAGAGGAACUCAAAGAAAGCACGUUAAACAGCUGCAUUCUUUUAUUUUUUAAAGAAAAUUAAAGGGCCGUGCAAAUCUCUUAUCUUCUUAUCCUAUAUGCAGGCAUAAAAUAUUGAAAAGUACUACGAGAGUGACAGAGAUGUAAUCACUAAAUAUCCAAUAGUUCCGGAUUUAUUGUUUAUUGGUAUCUGUUUAGUUCUGCGACUUUUUGCUGGACUGAAAAAUAGGAACAGUUUUUAAAAUAAACUUUUCUUGCCUCUGUUCAUAUAUUCAAUGACUAUGAAUAAUUUGGUAUUCUUAGUAGAACUUGAGCUGUUCUCUAAUAGAAUUUUUAAAUAUCUGAUUUGUAUUUCCAAAAAAGUAUUUUGUCAGUGGCAUGAACAACCGUGCAGCGGGCUACGUGGCAUAAGGAAGUGGCCUUACAUGCGGUGUCCCUAUGAUACAUACUAGGUAUCAGAUACAAACCAAAAUAAGAAAGUGCGUGAAGAGGUCCACUUAAUGUGUCGAGUUCCACAAGAAUUUUGAGCAUCAACGGGGGAAGUAGAAAAAGCUUAAGGGUAUCAUUAAGAAGAAGGAAGACUGGAGUGCAACGAACAAAAAUAAUUUUUUCCUAAUUCGAGACAGGAUUGACAAGUAUAUGCUAUAAUUCUCUUGAGAUAUUCCUGAGCCAGAAAAUUUGCCACAGAGUGACGGAGAAGCGGGAAAAGGCAGGAUGUGGAGUGGCGACUAGCUCGGAUUUUUCCAGACACAAUCUGAAUCGAUUUAUGUUUGAAAAUCUAACUAGUUUCACUACUUGUACACUAAUACUUACUUGCUGUUAGGAUCUGUUUGGAUUUUCGAACAGAUGCCAAUUCAAAUUGAGUUUAUUAAUACAUGUAGGUUACGAUAUUGGAUCAUCACAACAGAUCCUAACAAAAAUUGGAACUUUGCGCUUCAUUAAACUUUUCGAUUUAGAAACCCCAAAAGAAUCUGAUUCAGAGAGAGAGUUCAAAAAACCAAGCAGUUACAAUGUUCUAAAAUCGAAACAGAUCGCUGUAAGAAAGCUUCAAACUACUGUACUUUACACUAUAGAAGUUUAAACUACAUCACUUUAAAGUUCAGAACUUUAAACUUCAACAUUUUAGACCGCAUUAAUUUAAACUACAGCACUUUAAACUGUAGCCUUUGGAAUUGCAGCGUUUUACGCUGGAAAAUUUCAAAAUGCAGCUCUUUAAAAUAAUGCGGCUUAAAACACAGAAAUACAACCUGCAUAAAUUUAAACUAAAACACUUUGAAUUGUAGCAUAUCAAACUAAAGCACCUUAAACUGCCUUACAUCAAACUACAGAUGUUGAAAUGACAAAAUUAGCUGCCCUUUAAAUUUGAAUUUUGACAGAUUAAUUUUCCUAUUAUCAAUACAAAAUAAUUCUUAUAUUUACUUAUACUUAUAAAAAAAAGCUUAAUACAAUUCUACAUGAACUUUCAAACGACUGUCUUUAACAAAAUAUACAUAAUAUGUGCUUUUUAAGAUCCACAGUUUUACAGGGACAUUUCUUCUAAGAAUUCAAUAUCUGCUGCGAUAAUUCGAAAGUUUUAAUUUUAAAAAGUAAACACAAAAAUACUAUGUUUCGUUCUAUUGAGAAGGAACAAAAACAGGCAUUAUUAUCAAACUUAUUUUAUUCAUAAAAACAAACAAAAAGAGGCUAUUGGGACAUGAACAUUGCUGUUUAUGUGAAACAGAGCAGAAAACGAAUUAAGAUGAAUAUUUUGGAAUUAUGCUACAAAUUUAUGCCUUCAGCAACAUUUUAAAGCGAAACAAGUUAAUUUGUAAACCUAUUAUCUCCCUCCAUAAAAUUUAUGAUGUAUGUAUGAAUUAAAUAGUUUUUAUGCUUUCUGUUUUACUUGUCUAUCUGCUUUGAUUUUUUUUUGUAGUGGAGGGAUUUUUACUAAUAAAACAAAGAGUACUGGUCCAAAAAAAGUAAUUAAUAAUAAAUAUGUAGGUCUUUUCUGGGUGCACAAUUUUUUGCCUUUCGGAUUCAAAGUUUUGAAACAUGGAGAUUUAAAGAAAUCCACAAUAGUCAGAUUUCCCAUAAAAAUAAUUAUGAGAAUGUAAAAAUGAAAAUUUCAUGAAAUUAUAUAUUAUAAGAGAAAUAUUAGGAAAUAUUUAUGAACUUUAAACAGUGUUUACAUCUGCAGUGAGAACUCAAGAUUAAAAAAAAAUUGAUUUCAUAAAUAGAUAUGGAAGCCAAUAAGAAAAAAUUUUAUUUUUUCAACUUAAGUUUGAUAAUGGAAUUCAUAUUAUUUCAAGGAUAUAUCGUCAUUAUCUGAAUUUAAAUAAAAAGUGGGCUCAUUACUUUUUGUUGGCUUACUUCUCAACUCGUCAUCAAAUCUUAAAAAUAAAUAUUGCGUGAUUGCUAAGUAACCAUAAAACAUAUUUAUUCGAGAAAUAGAAAUUUCUGCGAAGUUAAAAAUAUAAGAUUUGUUAAAAUUAAAAGAUAAGAUUAAAUUUUCAACAUUCAGAAAGAAUUAUAUAAUAUUUUUCAUUAUUUCCAAAGUAUGUCGACCUAAAAAUCUAAAGUUUUUCGAUCCGGCGUACAAUUUUUACUUUAUUUGAUGAAUUAAAAAACUUGUAGAAGCAAUUUACUAGAUUUGGCCAUGAGUUGAACAGAAGAUUUUAGAAUGGUGCCUGACAUGUUUGAGUUUUCAUUUCGCCUAAGUAAUUUAAUUUGAUUUAUUUUAUUUUAACUAGAAACCUAAAGUCCCGUUCUCAGAUUUCGAAUAAAAAUUAAUAAAAUUGCACUAUUUAAACAAAAUAAAAGUUCAAAUAGGUCAGGUAGAUCUGCUCUUAUACAAUUUGAAACAAUCGAUGAAAUUUUAUUUCAAUAUUUACUUCAACAUAGGUAGAUUCAAUGAUAUCUAAACUUUCAAAAUGUUGUUAUUUUAAUGUCGUAAAAUUAGUUUCUGUACAGAUACUUAAAGAAAAUUUUCUUUACUGCGAUACAACUUCUUGCAAUCUGUACAAUAUCUUGUUACAACAGAUGUUCUGUAAAUAGAAAUGUCCACUGUUACAAACAAUUCUUUUUAACAUCUUUUAUAAAAAUAUAUAUUUAUAUUAUAUUUCAACACAAAGAAAAUGGUUAUUUUCUCCAGUUUCAUUUCUUUUUAACUGAAGUAUAAUAUCCUGACAGAUUGCUAUGCAACAACAUGAUCAGAGUUAUGAAAAGAACUUCAGAAUGUAAAAUAUCCUUAGUUUAACGUCUGGGAAACAACAGAUUAAAAUUUAUGAGGAAAAACCUUAUUUUUCUUGUAAAUUAUAACCAUAUUUAACACAAAAAAACUUAGUAACUAAAUUCUUUUCAAGUUUGUAAAUUAUUCGUGUUUUUAAUAUCAGGAAAUAAAAAUUUAGGGAGGUAAACAUGCGCUUUGCGAGCAUUCAUUUACUGCAAGUGCAAUUAUAAUAAAAUUCAAAUAACUCCGAAGGACAAGAUUGACGUAUCUGAAGAAUGAAAUAACGUCUUAUAUAAGUCACAGAACGUCUCAUAUAAUCUGAAGAAGCACGGCAAUAUUUAUGAUUUAUACUGUUAAUCAAAUUCGUAUUUGAUACAUUAAUCAGUAUUUUCUCUAAUUAGAAAAGAUGAGGAUCGUUUAUACUUUUGUCUUAUACCUGACGGUUAUCUUCAAUUCUAUUGAGUGUUUACCUGUUCGAGACCCUAUUUCUGAUGAUUCUCGUCCUCUAACUUCUAAUUCUUCGGCCAGACCACAUUCUCCGGUCAGGCCUCCUUCUUCUGCAGAGAUUCUGCUUCGUGCCAGGUCCAGACCUCCUCCUAUUAGGUUUGCUCCAGUCAGGCCUCUUCCUGUAAGGUCUUCUUCUGUAAGGUCUCCUCAUGUAAGAUUUUCUCCUGUCAGGCCUCCUCCUGUCAGGCACUCUUCAUUGCUUAUACUUGGAUUUGAACUUGAAGACCGUGGACUUAUUCGGCUUAUUCCCCACAUCAACCCGCACCGGCGAUUUAAAAUACAAAGAUUCAUUUUUCCUGCUGAUAAACCAAUUAGAUUGCGGGGGGCAGGACGUCACUUUGGACCCAUGCCAACACAGGAACGAAAUGUUUUGACAACAUCCACUGAUGUAGUUGUUGCAAUAAUGGAAAAUAAUACAUUUCUUCGUGGAAUAUAUAAUCUAGAUGGAACACGGAGGAUGGGCAUUAGCAUGAGUAAUGGCACGGUUUUUGAAUUGUCCCCAGAAUUAGCCAAUGAAACUCCAUUAGGCACUCGACAUCUAAUCACAAAGAAUUUUAGAAUAAUAAAUGUUAACGAUAUUCUUCCGCACAAUUAA
Belonocnema kinseyi is the source of this 4526-nucleotide messenger RNA. RefSeq lists its product as uncharacterized. Lineage: Eukaryota; Metazoa; Arthropoda; Insecta; Hymenoptera; Cynipidae. The record is from RefSeq and is a predicted model, not a curated record. The coding region runs from base 3831 to 4526 and encodes 231 amino acids. The transcript has 3 exons.